UGCGCCGGGCCAUGGGGGCCGCCGGGCACCCGGGGCCUGGCCUGGCGAGGCCCGCCGCGCCGCCGCUGAGCGCGCAGGUGAGGCCGGCCCCGCCAUGGUGGACUCCGUGGGCUUCGCGGAGGCGUGGAAGGCGCAGUUCCCGGACUCGGAACCGCCGCGCAUGGAGCCGCCGCACAUGGAGCCGCCGCGCAUGUCGGUGGGCGACAUCGAGCAGGAGCUGGAGCGCUGCAAGGCCUCCAUCCGGCGCCUGGAGCAGGAGGUGAACCAGGAGCGCUUCCGCAUGAUCUGCCUGCAGACGCUGCUGGCCAAGGAGAGGAAGAGCUACGACCGGCAGCGCUGGGGCUUCCGGCGCGCGGCGCAGCCCCCCGACGGCGCCGCCGAGCCCCGCGCGCCCCUGCCGCGCCCGCAGCCCGCGCCCGCGGACGGAGCGGACCCGCCGCCCGCCGAAGAGCCGGAGGCCCGGCCCGACGGAGAGGGCUCCCCGGGCAAGGCCAGGCCCGGCGCAGCCCGCAGGCCCGGGGCCGCCGCGUCGGCGGACCGGGACGACAGGGGGCCCCCCACCAGCGUGGCGGCGCUCAGGUCCAACUUCGAGAGGAUCCGCAAGGGCCACGGCCAGCCCGCGGCGACGGACGCCGACAAGCCCUUCUACGUCAACGUGGAGUUUCACCACGAGCGCGGCCUGGUGAAGGUCAACGACAAAGAGGUGUCGGACCGGAUCAGCUCCCUGGGCACCCAGGCCAUGCAGCUGGAGCGCAAGAAGUCCCAGCAGGGCCCCGGGCAGGGCGCGGGGGACACGCCCAGGCCCGCGUACCGGGGGCGCGCCUCGGAGAGCGGUUGCGGCGUCGACGGCGACUACGAGGACGCCGAGUUGAACCCUCGCUUCCUGAAGGACAACCUGAUCAACGCCAAUGGCGGAGGCAGACCCCCUUGGCCGCCCCUGGAGUACCAGCCCUACCAGAGCAUCUACGUCGGGGGCCUGAUGGGGGAUGGGGAGGGCAGGGGCCCCCUCCUGCGCAGCCAGAGCACCUCGGAGCAGGAGAAGCGCCUCACCUGGCCGCGCAGGUCCUACUCCCCCCGGAGCUUUGAGGACUGUGGAGGCGGCUACACCCCGGACUGCAGCUCCAACGAGAACCUCACGUCCAGCGAGGAGGACUUCUCCUCCGGCCAGUCCAGCCGCGUGUCUUCCAGCCCCACCACCUACCGCAUGUUCCGGGACAAGAGCCGCUCACCCUCGCAGAACUCGCAGCAGUCCUUUGACAGCAGCAGCCCCCCGACGCCGCAGUGCCACAAGCGACACCGGCUCUGCCAGAUUGUCGUGUCGGAGGCCACCAUCGUGGGCGUCCGCAAGACCGGGCAGAUCUGGCCCAGCGAUGGAGACGGCGCCUUCCAUGGAGAGGCAGCAGAUAGCUGGCUGUCAUUGCUCAGACGGUGUGCACCAGGGUAAACAUGACAGAGGACACAGACUUUCCUUUAGGUGACAGCUGAUAUCCUGGGUCUGCAGAUGGAUGUAGGUCCUACCGUUACCUUCUCACCAUGUUACGUAUGUCACUGCCCAUGUUAUCCGCUGGAGGAGAUAUCAUUGAUCUCACAUCCCCCAAAUGUCUCAGAACCUCUUUGAUCUGGAAUGAAGCAGAGAUGAACAGAGAAACGUGGAAUUGUUCUAUGAGAACUGAAGUCUGGACUCCGGACAGCUGGGUCUGUACAGUCCUGGAGGGUCAUUUCUUCUCUUCUUGGCAGAUUAUUAAACCGCUGAUUCAGCA
This is a messenger RNA of Nycticebus coucang (slow loris), 1760 nucleotides long. RefSeq names its product breakpoint cluster region protein-like. Gene Ontology annotation, biological process: protein phosphorylation; signal transduction; positive regulation of GTPase activity. Gene Ontology annotation, cellular component: membrane. Gene Ontology annotation, molecular function: protein serine/threonine kinase activity; GTPase activator activity. The record is from RefSeq and is a predicted model, not a curated record. The transcript is spliced from 3 exons. NCBI's taxonomy places the organism in Eukaryota, Metazoa, Chordata, Mammalia, Primates, Lorisidae. Bases 95 to 1444 code for a protein of 449 amino acids.